This is a messenger RNA of Trifolium pratense (red clover), 818 nucleotides long. RefSeq lists its product as uncharacterized. The record is from RefSeq and is a predicted model, not a curated record. The transcript is spliced from 2 exons. NCBI's taxonomy places the organism in Eukaryota, Viridiplantae, Streptophyta, Magnoliopsida, Fabales, Fabaceae. The coding region runs from base 52 to 522 and encodes 156 amino acids. Gene Ontology annotation, biological process: mitochondrial respiratory chain complex III assembly.
AAACAAAAAAAAUGGAGUGAGGCAGAGAGUGAAGAAGAAGAAGAAGGGAAAAUGAAUGGAAAAUGGCGAAGUGUUUGGAAUUUGAUGGAAAAUGUGAAACUCAAACCGAAAACAGAAAACGUUUGUGGGUGGCGGCUAUUGCACGAGGGUCCAGACACCAUCGAUGAGCUUCUUGAUAGACAUCUAGUCAAGAAAGUUAAUAAUAAUAACGAUGAUGAAGAAGACGAGUUGUUGAAUCGGAGACGACUCACCAGCACUCGCCGAGAGGCACUGAGUCUGUACAGAGACAUUCUUCGUGCAUCACGCUUUUUCACCUGGUCUGAUUCCAAAGGCGUUCUCUGGCGUGACCUUCUCAGAGAUAGCGCUCGUAAAGAGUUCGAACUCGCCCGAUUUGAAACCGACCCGGAAAUUGUGACCCGAUUGCUCAUUGGAGGACGUGAGGCUGUUCACAACGCUAUUGAUAAGCUCGCCGAGAAGCAGAGACAACAGAUUCAAAAGGAUCGUGGUCAUGAUCAAACCUGAUUUCACAUGCCAAUAAUAUUCUUCUAAUCUUAAGUUUGGGAAGCACCUGUUCUUCAAGGAGAGCCGAAAGUUGAGUAUCAUGGACUAUCUGGCCAAGUAAGCUGCUGCAAUACUACCUAGUAGAAAGUUUAUUAGAAAAUUGUGAUAGCAAACCUGUUAUGUAUCCCCAAAAAAGUCAUAUAUAUGUAAAAUGAGUUGUCUAGCGAGUUACCCACACUGGUAUUAUUGUCUGGAAUGAAUAACAGCUGAAAUUUGCACAUACUUUUUUGUGUCAAUAAGAGUAUUAUUAAUUGGAA